AUGUCUCUUCCCACCGCUCCUCUCGGCCGCAAUGGCCCCCAGGUUAAUCGUCUGGGAUUCGGCCUGAUGGGACUGUCCACGGCAUACGGACCACUCAAACCAGACAGCGAGCGCCUAGCUCUCCUCGAUCAUGCUUACGAACUAGGAGAACGUUUCUGGGACACUUCUGACAUGUAUGGUGAUAACGAACCCCUGCUCGGAAAAUGGUUCAAAGCCAACCCAUCCAAGCGUGCAGACAUAUUCCUUGCCACCAAAUUCGCCAUCAAAGAUGGAGGCGCCGGUGGAAUUGAUUCUUCCCCAGAAUACGUCAAGGUUGCCUUUAAGAAAUCACUGGAGCGCCUGGAUACUCCAUACGUCGAUCUCUACUACUGCCACCGCGUGGACCAGAAGACACCCAUUGAACUUACCGUAAAAGCCAUGGCCGAGCUUGUCAAGUCCGGAAAAGUAAAGCACCUCGGACUUUCCGAAGUCAGCUCAGACACCCUGAGAAGGGCACACAAAGUCCACCCCAUCGCCACCGUGCAAGUCGAGUACUCACCCUUUGCACUCGAGAUUGAAACCGAGCAGACCAAUCUACUCAAGACAUGCCGCGAGCUGGGCGUCGCCGUCGUCGCCUACUCGCCACUCAACCGCGGCAUGCUGACUGGUGCCAUCAAGAGCCCCGAUGAUUUCGACGAGACCGACUUUCGCCGCAUGUCACCUCGAUUCAGCAAGGAGAACUUCCCGAAGAACCUGAAGCUUGUCGAUCGCAUCGUCGAGAUUGCAACGGCAAAGGGCGUUACGCCAGGACAGCUGACACUCGCAUGGCUCAUGGCACAGGGCGACGACAUCUUCCCCAUCCCAGGUACUACGAACCCAAAGAGACUGGAGGAGAACGUGGGAAGUCUCAAGGUGCAGCUUACGGAGAAAGAGAAGAAGGAUAUUCGAAAGGCGUGCGAUGAGGCUGAGGUUGUUGGUACAAGGUACCCUGAGUCGUUCAUGCAGACUUGUUACGCUGAUACUCCGCCUUUGGAAUCGUAA
This is a messenger RNA of Bipolaris zeicola 26-R-13, 1020 nucleotides long. RefSeq lists its product as uncharacterized. The record is from RefSeq and is a predicted model, not a curated record. NCBI's taxonomy places the organism in Eukaryota, Fungi, Ascomycota, Dothideomycetes, Pleosporales, Pleosporaceae. The transcript is spliced from 2 exons. Bases 1 to 1020 code for a protein of 339 amino acids. Gene Ontology annotation, cellular component: cytoplasm.